GUCCCAGUCACCCAGGCAUACGCACAGGGAAGUACCUCGGCCCGGCUGCUCCAGGAAGCCCGCCUGCAGUUCUUCCCGGGCGCACGCAACCAGCGGCGAGUUUGGACGAAGGUUGGGACUGACGAACUACGCCAGGAGAUCGCAAGAGUAGGUGUCAAGGCGCAAGCCAUCCUCGCGAGUUUGGCCUUCCGUGCCUGGGCAUUGGCCGUGGCGGAGGCCAAGCGGCAGGUGGCAGAACUGUCCUGCAGUGCAGGUGUACCGCUCCUCCGGCGGGGUAAGCACGCCUCGGUCGUCCAGCGGCUGGUGGAGCAGCGCACAGCCGCACGCAUUGAGUCGCAGAAGCUGCGAUGUCUUCUCUCGUGGCAUGUUGCGGCGUGUAGUCCCGGCGAUGGUAUUGGCGAGAGGCGUCAUCGCGGCCGGCGCCUGCGUGCGUCGUUGCUUCGCGACGGACGCCUUCUUUGCCAG
Symbiodinium sp. CCMP2456 is the source of this 465-nucleotide messenger RNA. Lineage: Eukaryota; Dinophyceae; Suessiales; Symbiodiniaceae. The record is from the annotation of a GenBank genome assembly.